AUGGGGAACUCACGUUGUCUCAAAAUAAUUGCAUUUCAAAAUCAGGUCGUUUCCCUUGUUGCGAGCGUGUUCACACUUUCCCUGAUCGCCCUCGACCGUUUCUAUGGAAUCGUAUUCGCCCUGAAAGCGCACAUCACAGAACGGAGUGCCCAGAAAUCUCUCCUCUUCGUGUGGUUAUGUGCCGUUGCGGUCGGCUCUCCCAUCCUCGUCUACCGUAACCUCUAUACUACAGAAUGGCGGGAUCACGUCGAGAAAUGGUGCAACGACAAAUGGCCUAAUCCAGGCGGCGCCAACCUCCAGUACCCGACUAUUCGACGAAUCUAUUACACGUUCGUGGCAACCGUACUAUACAUCAUACCCAUGCUAGUCAUGACGCUGGCCUAUUCCAUCGUCAUUUGGAAACUUAAGUCCAGUGCCAUUCCAGGCGAGACGAUAGAACGGGAAGUGGCCAUGCAGGCCAGGAUUAAAAGAAAGGUAAACACGGAUAAAAGUUUCCCAUUUUUUUCUUUCUAUUUCUUUUUCUUUCUUUUUUUCUUUUUUUCUUUCGUCCUUUUUUCUUUCUUUUUCUUUGUUUUCUUUUUCCUUUCCUUUUUUGUUUUCUUUUUUCCUUCGCUUUUUCUUUCUUGCUUUCCAUUUUUACCUUUUUCUUUUUCUUUCCUUUUUCUUUCUUUUUGCUUUGUUCCCUUUUUCCUUUUCUUUUUUCUUUUUCCUCUUUCUUUUCUUCCUUUUUAUUUUUUAUUUUUAUUAUAUUCAUUCCUUACUUUUUUCUUUUUUCUUUCCUUUUUCUUUGUUCCCUUUUUUUUUUCCUUAUAUAUUCAUUUGAUUUUAUCGCUAAACUCUUCUUCUUCUUCUUCUUCUUCUUCUUCUUCUUCUUCGCGUCUUUUUUUCGCUUGCUCUUUCACUCCCUUUCUUCCCUUUAAACAUUCUUUUUUACCACGUUUUCCCUCUUCAAACAAUUUAACCUUUCUCUCCAACUUCAUUCUUGAUGGCUUCACUUCCGGUUCCUGCCUUUUUCUUCAAAUUUCCCCCUUCUCUGUUCAUUUCUUUCUUCCACUUCCUUACCCUCUCAUUCUAUUUCUCUCUCCUUCGAUUUUUUUCACCUUUCUAAUUUUCUUCUUUCUUUCUUAA
Acanthosepion pharaonis is the source of this 1128-nucleotide messenger RNA. The record is from the annotation of a GenBank genome assembly. NCBI's taxonomy places the organism in Eukaryota, Metazoa, Mollusca, Cephalopoda, Sepiida, Sepiidae.